AUGCUCCGCGACCAGAAGGACGAGGACCUGGCCCCGAUCUGCGCCAAGAUCAAGGCGCUCCGCGAUGCCGGGCUUACGGACACGGACGUGGCACGCCACUUCAUCGGGAGGCGCGUGGCUCCCCUGCAGUGGCACUCACAUCCGGAGUGGAUGUACACGGGGCCGAACGACCGGACCCGGCUGCAGCGCAAAGAACUCACGCGAGAUGAGAUCCAGUUCUGGGUGACGGGCAUCACCGGCGAGGACGAAGCCUUCCGGUUGCUGCCACUUGGAGCGCACCCGCUCCACGCCGGAAUCCCGAACCCGGGAGCCUGGGAUAUCCCACUCUGCGAUGAGUGGGGGAUCGUGGAAGACCCCUCAACUUCGAGGAAUAGGGGGCAGCCCAACACUUCACCGGCGGCCAAGAAAGCUCGCCCGGCAUCGGGCGGUGGUGCCAAGGACGCCGCUGACGCAGCUGAUACAUCGACUGCGGCUGCCAAUGGGGACACACAAGUCCCCGACCCAAGCUUGCAGGGUACCGGCCAGGCAGCAGGGUCCGCGAUAGCCGGCGAGAGCAUCCCGGCAUCUGGCGGGGAUGCGGCCGAGGGAGCCGCACACCAGGCCGAUGACGGGAUGCGGCAUGUCGCCGGGGAUGCCCCAACUACGCCCGCGCCCGCCGAGGUGCGGGUGAUCAACCUCGCCGGCGAGGCCGAUGACGAUGCUCCGGAGGAGGCUGCCUCUGCCGGAGCCCUUCAACAAACUACCCCGGAGUUUGCCGGGGAUGCAACGGCUACCACAGGUGAUGAAACGCAGACGGCACCACCUGCGGCAGAAGUAGCUGUAGCUGUUGCCGGCACCAUCUUCAUUGGAGCUGGGUCGCCGGCAGAUGCAGCGGCGGUGCCGCUGGCCCCUCUGUCUGUCAGGCCGGCGUCCAUGCGCGCCUUCUUGCUCGGUGGGGCAGGCGAGGAAUCGUCCCUCCCCCUCUUGCCAGCGCUUGCCGACGAAUCGGCCUUCAGGGGGUUGCGCCGGAGCACGAAGAGCGGGCGGGGCCGUGGGUGCCCGUGGGGUGCUGCGGCCCGGGGCACCGCGGGAACUGUCGAAGGGGCCGCCGCCGCGGCGGGGGCCAUCGCUGGUGUGGCGGCGGCCCCGGCUCCGGCAGCUGCUGCUAAGGUAGCCGUCGUCGGGUCGCUGGCGUUCGCUGCCGGGGUGGUCACCGCCGUGGCUCCGGCAACCGCUGCGAGGGUGGUUGCCGCUGAGGUGCCGGUGGACGCCCCGAAGGUCGCCGUUGUCGCGGAGCGGGUAGCCGCCGCCGGGUCACUGCCGGUCGCUGCCGGGGUGGUCACCGCCACGGCUCCGGCAACUGCUGCGGGGGCGGUUGCCGCGGCCGCUGCGCGCGUCCUCGAUCUGUGCACUAUCAGGGGUGCGCCGUCCUCAUCCUCCUCCUCUUCGUCAUCCACGGGGAUGACUUCCCGGCCGGCGGCAACCCGGCCCGUCUCGUCGUCGGAGGGCGAGUCGUGGGGCUGGUCAGCCUUCGACUCGCUCCCGCUCUCCUCCUGCGCCUGCUUCCCGCGGGGUGCGGGUAGAGGGGAGCGCAGGGACUGA
Molecule: messenger RNA, 1581 nt
Organism: Brachypodium distachyon (stiff brome)
Lineage: Eukaryota; Viridiplantae; Streptophyta; Magnoliopsida; Poales; Poaceae
Product: myristoylated alanine-rich C-kinase substrate-like
Exons: 5
Coding region: 1-1581 (526 amino acids)
Source: RefSeq, a predicted model, not a curated record